AUGGCGACCGGCACAGAGAAAGUGGUACUAUCGCUUGAUGUAGAGUCGGGCAGCAAGAAAGGCUUGCCAGACGUCGAGUUGGCGCCAGAUAUCGUCCAACAAUAUGAUCUCAAAGAUGCGGAUAUAGGGUUGGGCGAGCAAGAAAUACUUCGCAAUGAUCGACGCUUGCUUUUGAAGAUCGACCUCUGGCUUCUUCCAUGGCUUUGCUUUCUAUAUCUUCUGUCGUUCUUGGAUCGCACCAACAUCGGAAAUGCCAGACUAGUGGGAAUCGAGAACGACUUGUCAAUGUCCGGAGGAGACUUCAACAUGACGUUAACCAUCUUCUUCAUCAGUUACGCAGUUUUCGAGCCUCUGACCAACAUCAUUCUUAAGCGUACGACGCCCCGAUACUUCUUUACCGCCAUCUUGUUCGGUUGGGGUGUCUGCAUGAUUUGCAUGGGCUUGGUCCAUAACUAUGCGGGCCUUCUGGCGACACGUUUCUUCCUGGGACUUAUGGAAGCAGGUCUAUUUCCUGCGGUGACCUUCUAUCUUUCAUGCUGGUACAAGAGAAGUGAACUUGGACUUAGAAUCGCUUUGUUCUUCUCAGCUGCUGCGAUUGCAGGAUCUUUUGGCGGUCUUCUAGCUGUCGCACUGGCCAAGAUGGAUGGCGUUGGUGGAAAGCCAGGCUGGGCAUGGAUCUUCAUCAUCGAAGGCCUCGUUACGGUCAUUGCAUCCGUUGCAUGCUACUGGAUGAUCUUUGACUGGCCUACAGACACCAGAAGCUUUUUGACAGAAGACGACCGCCAAAGGGUUGAACGACGACUGUUAGCAGAUCGCCAAGCCAGCACGACGGAAAAUUUUGAUCGACGAUACGUCUACGCGGCACUCAAGGACUGGAAAACUUAUGGUUUUGCGUGGGUGAACGCAGGAUGCUUGAUCCCUGUUUACGGCUUCUCUCUUUUCCUGCCAACCAUUUUGCGUGGACUUGGGCACUCCGGCACCCGCGCACAAUUGCUAUCGGUGCCCCCAUACGCUGUCGCCGCCGUUGCCACGGUGGCAGUGGGUUGGGCCGCUGACCGGUACCAGCGCCGAGGUCCUUUUAACAUUGGAUGUUCCUCCAUUGGGAUCGCAGGAUUCCUCCUGCUUCUAGGGUCGGCCAACGCCCGGGUCCAGUAUGCUGGCACGUUUCUGGCGGCGCUAGGUAUCUAUCCUGCCAUUCCGAACACAAUUUCCUGGAUAAGCAACAAUACUGACGGCGUUUAUAAACGGGGCAUCGUUAUGGGCAUCUCUAUUGGAUGGUCCAAUCUCAAUGGUAUAGUCUCGACCAACGUCUAUCUUUCCCGAGAGUCCCCACGGUUCUGGACAGGGCAUAGUGUGCUACUAGGAUAUCUAGUGUUCGGAGCUUUCACCGGCAGUAUAGUAAUGCAUAUGCUUCUGAAAGCAGAGAACAAAAAGAAAAUGGGAGGUAAGCGGGAUCAUUUAGUGGAAGAUAAAACAGUGGAAGAGAUAAGGGUUAUCGGGGAUAAGAGACCAGAUUUUCUUUAUAUUGUUUAG
Messenger RNA from Exophiala mesophila, 1533 nucleotides. RefSeq lists its product as uncharacterized. Bases 1 to 1533 code for a protein of 510 amino acids. Gene Ontology annotation, biological process: transmembrane transport. The record is from RefSeq and is a predicted model, not a curated record. Gene Ontology annotation, cellular component: membrane. Gene Ontology annotation, molecular function: transmembrane transporter activity. NCBI's taxonomy places the organism in Eukaryota, Fungi, Ascomycota, Eurotiomycetes, Chaetothyriales, Herpotrichiellaceae. The transcript is spliced from 3 exons.